UAAAACCGGAAAACUCUACUUGAAAGAUGGAUAGGAAACUGUCAACUUUCAUAACUAGACAAUAGUAUAUUUUUUAUAAGAUUUCAUAAUUAGUUCACCGGAAACCAUAAAGUUGUCAGUAUAACAUAUCAUUUUAUAUCGUAAGAGAAGACAAAGAAGAUUAUUUAAGUUGUCAAAAUGGGGAGAACCAUAAAAAGAAAAAAGAUAUGGACUGGUAAUGAUUACGCUCUCAGACAGACAUACCUACAAAGACCUCCGUCUGAACAAUCCGUAAAACAUUUAACACUGGAACGACGGAAAGCAUCAGACAAACCUACUUUUGUGAAGAUAGCUGAAGAAGAAGAAAUUACAGAGGAUCCAAAAAUUGACGAAUCAUCUUACAAAUUAGAGAGUAUUAAGGAAAAUCAUGAUGAUAUUGAUGGUAGAAAGGAAGAAAAGACAAAACCUGUUGCAUGCAUUGAAUGUGUAAAACCCGUAAGGGUUUUUAAAGGAGAAGAAAUAAAUAGAGGGGAUCAUAUCAAAUUUCAUGGACGAAUAUAUGAUCACCAUGCAAUUGUAGUCAAUGUUACAAUUUCAGAGAAGAAAGAUCACAAAGUAGUCGUCGAGUUAGUGAAUGCAUCAAACACAACAGCUGGUGCAGUAUUUGCUUGCAUGACACCGUUUGCAAGCAAAGCGAAACUAUUAAGCGAAACGAAAAAAUUGAAUUUAAAAAAGAUGAAAGUGAUGGUUUAUAAAUAUUCGGACUGGAUCAAUCAUUCUUUCCCCGAAGAAAUAGUAAAUAGAGCAGUCACAGCGAAAUCCAACCCUGAUUUUCAUUACAACUUGUUAAGUAAUAACUGCGAGCAUUUUACAACAUGGUGUGUUACAGGGGAGAAACUUAGCUUGCAAAUACGAAAGAUAAGAAUGAUAGUGCAACUUUUUGCAAAUCGAGGAUUUCAAGGUAUCGGCGACGAAGCUCUUCGAAAUAUAAUUGAGUGUGAAAAAGGAAUGCUCUGUAAACCGUGUUUUGAAAGAAAUCGAAAAUUAUUAAGUGUUGUUAAACAACCGAUCAAAUCAAAAGAUGACGUGAAGAUCGGUGAUAUUAUAACAUACAAACAUUAUAGAUGCUGGCAUUCUGCUGUCAUACUUGACAUUGAAUCACACGAUAGGUCACUAGAGUGUAAAAUAGCUCAUUAUGCAUUUCGUGGUUUUCAUAGAGAUAGAAAAAUUAGGGAGGAAACAUUAAGAAUUAAAUUCGAUGGAAGUGUAAAAGUAACUGACUUCUCUAAUACUGAUUAUACUGUCUAUGAUCCAGAAGAAGUAGUUGAAAGGGCUCGAAGUAAGCUUGGCGAAAAACGUUAUGAUCAUUUUUCAAAUGAUUCAAGUCACUUUUCUCGAUGGUGUAAACUUAAAUUAUACAGAAAUCGAAAUUCAUUGAAAUGAAAAAACAAUACUGUUGCACGACAGACCUAAAGACUCACAAACAAUCUUGACUGUGCACAUUUGCUAUUUAAAUUUGUCAGUAAAACACUGGAUGCAUUAAUAUAUCAUUAAUGAACUUUACAUCCAUUCAAAGAAUUGUAUGCAAUUAUCACAAAUGGUUUUUAAAGGUAUAAAUAUAUUUAAUACGGUUGAUCUUGAAACAUUUUGUUUACCAAUAUAUUAAAAUUGGUUUUUUUUAAAUUUUGUUCAUAGAGGGGAAUAUAAAGAAAUACAAGCAGUUAACAUUGAGUCUCUUAAUAUUACCUCGCCAACCAGUAGCAACUAUUAUCUGUCACACUUGCUGGAUUUUGAUCUACAAUGCUAACUUUGCUAACAAGAAUAAACUGUUAACCCUUGAAUGAGUUUGCCAUUUGAUAAGGGAUUUUCCGUUAUGUAUUUUCAUCGGAGUUUUGUAUCUUUGGUGGUUAUAUUUU
Messenger RNA from Mytilus trossulus (common blue mussel), 1895 nucleotides. RefSeq lists its product as uncharacterized. Gene Ontology annotation, cellular component: cytoplasm. Gene Ontology annotation, biological process: N-acylphosphatidylethanolamine metabolic process. The coding region runs from base 178 to 1422 and encodes 414 amino acids. The transcript has 2 exons. The record is from RefSeq and is a predicted model, not a curated record. NCBI's taxonomy places the organism in Eukaryota, Metazoa, Mollusca, Bivalvia, Mytilida, Mytilidae. Gene Ontology annotation, molecular function: glycerophospholipid phospholipase A1 activity; A2-type glycerophospholipase activity.